Trematosphaeria pertusa is the source of this 747-nucleotide messenger RNA. RefSeq lists its product as uncharacterized. The transcript has 2 exons. Bases 1 to 747 code for a protein of 248 amino acids. The record is from RefSeq and is a predicted model, not a curated record. Lineage: Eukaryota; Fungi; Ascomycota; Dothideomycetes; Pleosporales; Trematosphaeriaceae.
AUGAAGCGUCAAGAAACGAAUCAGGAAACCAGACUAGGAUACCGCGGCAUGAAACGUCAGAAGGCCGGUACGCGUUUUACGGCGAAGCGCGUUCUUUAUGCGCUGCACCGCACACAUGCCAAUCGACCAUCAGAACAUCGCGAGGCUGGGGCGGAGUACCGACAUGAAUGCAGCCUGGAAAACAUGGAGCGCAUCAUGUUGGUCCCAGAAAACUGUGCUGCGCCGCAAGUCGCGCAGGUGGGGGCUCUUCUUCUCUUGUUCAGAUUGUCUUCCGGUUCAAUGGCUUCUUCGAUGUUGCUGGUCAACGGCCCUACUUCCCUGUCGACUUUCACGAUGCUCACGACUUCCGCAACACCAACUGGUCUCUUUAUCUCCAACCCGCCUUUAAUCUCGAUUUCUUCAGCGUCCAAUCUCACUCAGACAUCAACGGCGGCAGCAUUGCCUGGACAAUCGAAGCUCCCGGCGUCGACAAUUAUUUUGAUGGCUGUUAUUCCGACGCUUGCUGUCACAAUGAGUCUAGGAGCGAUAGCAGUCCGCUUGAUCAAAAACCGGCGAGAGCGGCAAACAAACGCAGACGAGAAAAAGGGGCCCAGACACUGGGAGGUGGAUGCGGUCGAAUCGGCGCUGUCCCGGAAAGAAUACGAUCGCAGGCGGAAGAAGACUCCGGCGGAGCUCGAGACAGUUGAAAGACCAGUGGAGCUAGACGCUUCUAGUGAAAGGCGGGCCGGGCGGUAUCGUGGAGGUUGA